CAGGGCGGGGCGCGGCGGAGCAUGCGGUAUGUCUGGCUGCGACCUGUGACCCGGGCCGACCAGGACAGCGGCCUGAGCAGCCCGUUCGCUUAUGGGUCCUUCUCGGUUCUCAGUAAGGCGGCGGCGGCGGCCGGUCUGCCGGUCAAGCCCGUCAUAAAUUAUCCAGAAACGACAAUCCGAGUGCGUCAUCGCCAAACUUUGCGCCGAACGGAGUGACCCGUCUGGAAUGUCUGACGGACGCCGCGGUGACGAUAGAAAGUGGCGGACGAGUUCACACAAGAAUCUGCGGAAAAUAGCUUACUGUAAAAUAAUUAAAAUAAUUGUUAAUAAAAAACGAACAAAAAAACACGACAGCAACGUAGUCCUCUUUUGAUUAGCUCUAUCCAGAGUAUGGUAAUAAGUUUGAUGAUCCCGGAUUAGGAAUAAAGACGCCACGCCACGUUUGCACAAACUGGUUUUCCGCUAGAAACAGUUACGCGUGUGAGCAAAAGAAGCCUCCAGAUGAGGUCAUGUUCCCAAUGGUGUAUAAUAAGUCCUGGUGAUUAAUUGAUCUUUUGUCUAUUCCAGCAUUGAGAGCCCCUCCGUGGAGAGGGACAGGGAGCUGCGUCUCCAGAACAUCAAGAGCCAGGUUCUGAGCUACCUCGGCCUCUCGUCCCACAGCCAGCACCCCAUGAGCAACAUCUCGGCCUCGCAGCAGCAGCUCUCCCUGCUCCGCGUCGUCGGCCGCAUGAACCUCCCCAACCUGCCGCCCCAGGACAUCUUCGCCGAAAAAGUGCAGAGCCACUACCCGUCGUGCUCGCUGCCGCGCAACACGGACGAGACGCUGUGGUCCGGCGGCAGCGCCAUGCACCUCCUGUUCGACCUGCCCAACCACCCGCCGCCCGCCGGCACCUCCGUCAACGUGGUGCAGGCCACGCUGCGCCUCUACAAGGUGUCGCAGAGCAACGCCACGCUCGCCGCCCCGGGACCGCUCUGCCUGCCCUCCGCGUCCACGGCCGCGACCCCCGGCGACGAGGACGCCCCCGCCGCCGACGCGCCGCUCGAGGCACCGCUCGAGACGCCCCUGGACCAGCUGAGCCACCAGCUCGAGGAGCAGGGCGGCGGCCCGCUGCAGACGCUGCUCGGCAUGGCCACGGCCGAUGACCGGCAGGUGCGCGUGUCGGUCUACUGGUACACGCGCUCCCUCAAGAAGAACAAGAACGGAGUGGUGGUGGAGAAGCGCAAGCUGCUGGACUCGCGCAUGCUGCCCGUGCACGGCUCGGCCUGGACCGAGUGGAACGUGCGCAUGGCCGUCAAGGUGUGGCGCGAGUCGGGCCGCAACUUCGGGCUGGUCGUCGAGGUGGAGGACGAGGACGGCACCCUGCUCGACGCGCACCAGUUCUUCAACGGGAUGAACUGCACGCAAGAGGCAUCCACGGCCCGGCCCCUCCCCAGCUUCCUCCUCGACGCCGCCCGCCGCCUCUACAGCGGCAACGCCUCCGGCGGCCCCGGCGCCCGCGCCGGCUACCCCGCGGCCGGCACGUUCGCCCACGCUUUUAACCAGAAUCUGUUCCCCGUAAUCGACCUGUGCACCGUGGAGACGACGGACGGCAGCGGCGGCGCGCUGUACUCGUCGGGCUACGACACGGCGCCGCUGGCGGCCAGCAGGACGCAGCAGCAGCCCAAGCUGGCCAAGCACAGGGCGCACCCGGCGCACCCGCAGCCCGCCAAGCACCGCCAGGGCGACCGCCAGGGCGACCGGCCGCCGCACCACAAGCACCGCCACCAGCACCAGGACCACGACGACAGCCGCGAGCACGAGGAGCACCAGAGCGAGGAGCCACAGGCGAGGCGGUGGCCGCGGGCCAGGAGCGGCCCCCAGGGCGACGCGCAGGCCCAGGCCGACGACGAGGACAUCCGCCAGCUCAUCAUCCCGCGCGGCAUCGUCAUGACGGCCAAGCACGUCCAGCACGUGACCAGGGAUACGGCGCGCGCCAGGUAGGCCCCGGGACCGACCCUGGACCUGGAGUCCGACCCGACGCGCGGGUCCAGCUGGCGCCACAGACUGCUCCCAGCAUGAAUCAGUAUUGCCUGUCGUUCCUUGUCUCCAGCAUUCCAAAAUGCUUACAGGACCCACCUGCUUGGAUGUCCCUUGUAAUAAGUACAAGUUGUUUUUAGUGCUGUUUUCUGUUGUAUGUUUAGGUAUUUAUUUAUGUAGCAGACCAAGUUUAAUUAAUUGUGCACUUAGGAACAACAUAGUAUUUAAGGCCAUUUAAAAGACUGUUCAGUAGGUUGUUCCAUAAGUGUAUCUGCUGCGAAUUCUGAUAAAUGUCUAGUCUUAUCUCUUCACACUAGGGAUAAUGUAGUGUAAUAUACCUAGUUUGCAUUUAAGAUAAAUUCCUUGAAAAACGUGCUGGAAACAGCAUUCUUUUCAUUGAUACAAAGUACAUCACCAAGAGGAACAAAAUGCAUCCAAUCACCUGCUGUGGGUGCUACCACCCUGGUAGUCAGGUAACUCUAAUCAGUGAUUGCUUCUCCUCAUACAAAUACUAAGAUUUAUCUCUUUUGUUUUGUCAACCGAAUUUUUAACAUAUUAUUCUUUACCGAAUGUUCCUGAAAAACUCUUAUUUUGUUCCAAAAACUUUCUUUUUACAAUAUUUUGAUCAUUUCUCAAACUUUUACUUUUACUGAAUGAAAGGAAGUGACAGUAUUACAGGAUUCAAACAUGUCAUUUUCAUUAACAUCACGCAUUCCUUCGGAGAAUUGUUAUCUAAUUCCUUCUAUAUAACUUUGAUUGUUACCAAACAGACCUAAUUAAGGGGACAUAUGAUUUUCAAUCAAACAGGAGUGGAAUUUCAGUUGUUUUGUUUCAUGAACUUAACUAAAAGGCAUUAGCUUUGGGAGAUUCAUACCAAAACAGUUACAAAAGUAACACUGUGUCUGUCACUCCUGUUUGCUUGAAGACUCUAAUUAAUGUUAUGUUUUCUGCUUUAAGUUAAGUCAGGCAAUAGGAUGUUAGUUCUCAUCAUUUAGUGUUUAUGCUUCAUUCAUUAACUAAGCGCGUGCCAUAUGUACAUAUUCACAAAUACAAGCCAGUUAGAAUCUUGUGUCAUUUACAGCUUCUAUCCAAAAAUUGCCAUUAAUUUAUAUUAAACGUGCUAUUAUAUUUAUGAUAAGAAUGACCACUCAUAUUGGUUUUAUUUAUUAACUAUUGUAGGUAUUAAUUGGUCAGACAAGUACUGCAAUUUCGUGGCUACUUAAGAAACACUAUGUCAUUUAUCAUAAUACAGUCUAGCAAAAAAUGUUCAAAUUUUUCAAUUGCUCCCUGCAGCAGUUUUGUGGCACUCGAUCUGACCGAUAGAUUUCACAUAAGCUUAGGUGACUUGUACCAUGUUGAAAGCGGUAAAUAUUUAAGUAUUACGCCGUCAAAAAAGGUGUCUGUGCAGAUGGUAAGACCCAUUACUGAGAUGUAAAUGCUGUACAUUAAUAUACAAAACUCAAUGUUUUUCUUA
This is a messenger RNA of Frankliniella occidentalis (western flower thrips), 3491 nucleotides long. RefSeq lists its product as uncharacterized. The coding region runs from base 671 to 1981 and encodes 436 amino acids. The record is from RefSeq and is a predicted model, not a curated record. The transcript is spliced from 5 exons. Lineage: Eukaryota; Metazoa; Arthropoda; Insecta; Thysanoptera; Thripidae.